AUGCCAUCGGCGUUCCUGGAGCGAGGGAAGAAGUCGAUCGAGCUAGACGUGUGCCUGUCCGUGUGGGAGCUCGUCCUGACAGGGCCUGAGUUCCCCCUCCUCAAGGACUUCAGUGAGUACUUGCGGGGCGCCAAGGUUCCGGUGGUAACGAAGGACAUGUGGGCUCAAACGCUUGCGUUCUUCUGCCAGGUGGACCCGGACCUCUCCAACUUCGACGAGAGUGGCUGCGAGGCUACCUACUAGUCCACCGGGCCGACCGGUACACUUUCGUCCGAUUCUUGGCAAUAAUGUAGGUUGGUGCCUCGAUUCAGUUCCGACCAGAUUAUCGAAUAUGCCGAACAUGUCGUGUUUAGCAACAGCAGCAGCAGCAGCAGCAGUGUUGAUCGGGCUGUUUGAACCAGCCCCCCUCGGACAUACAUUGCUGGAGGACCCGUAAUAUCAUAGCGUUCGCCCUCUGGCGAGGGCUGACACAGCCGUUCUCUCCCGCGUGUGACUCAACGCAAGGAGGGGCCAGAAGAAGCGAGGCGGGGCGGUAUCUCGGUGAGAGCUUCGUCGCCCUCGUAUUGCCAACAGACACCGCCGUGCGGAAGACUCGUGUAGCCAUCGACGGGGUGUUGAGCUCGCGCGCCGGUUUACAUCAAUUUUUUGUUAUCUAUCCUGACAGUCUUGUACGACCGAUCGCCAAAGACCAAUCCAUACCACGCAGUAGCUUUGUUUUCAUCCACCCACUCCGCACCCAAAGUAGGAAGGAACGACUGGCCAUCGGCUAUCGGUCCUGUGGGAACAAAGCUCCGUCCUCUCUUAUGAUAGGACGCGUGGUCAAAUGAUCUAACAACUAGGCAUGCAAGACGUUAGUACACCCCUCCCCUGCCCGCUUCUAUCUCCCCGCACUCCCCCCCGUUGUCCAGACGCAUGGCCCGUGGUGGUGGAUGAGUUUGUGGAGGCGAAGAUGGCGCAGAAGAAGGCGAGCAAAUCGGAGACGGAGCGCCCAUAGCACCGGCGGAACCGCUCUCACGGAGAAGGGACCUAGACGGUUUCAGGAGAAGCAAUAAGAUCGAGGGUGGUGCGGUAUGAAGUAUUUUUCCUUCUCCUCCCCCUCCUCCUCUGCUGCUACCGCUGCUGCUGCCACCGCUACGUGGUAGGACCGUCACACGUCGGUUCUUCGUCCAGCGCGCGUAGGGCCGCCACACGAAGGGGUGGGAGUAUCAAUCCGGGGUCGUUUUUCUCACGGGAGACGAAGGGCGGCAUCACGGAGUUAGCACGACCUACUGCCGUAUACCCCCUCGGCCAGCAUCAGUCCUGCUGCUGAUGGCGACGAUGAUCGUGGUAGGCCUUGAAGAACGCCGCCGCUGCGCGUGCGACAGGAAUUUCCUCGAGUGGGAGGGAAUUCUCUAGGGGGCGUUGCCGCCCCCCUGCGGCGGUUGAACAAUCGAUUGUCGUCUCCUCUCCUCUGGUGAAAGCCGGAAGGGGUCUGGUGAUGGCCUGUGCUUGUGGUGCGGUAGGACUGGGAUGGGCCUUGUCUUGGCUGGGAGGGAACGGUGUGAGCGAGGGCUUCGAGUCUUGCGGCGGCGGGGUUUCCAGGACAGGCAAUCGGAGGGGGGGGGGCUGAGCGCCUUCUCACCGGUCGGGGGUGGUCUCCCACAUGGUGAACUCAUUUGGAGUUGAGCUUGUUUCCACCUCACGUAGUAUGGGUUCGGAAGAUUUAGUAUCUACUCAUGUAUCGGAGGCUUUCUAUCCACAGCAUCAGCGUGAGGGUUAAGGGGCUGAUGCUCCUUUCCUCAAAUCGAGCUUCUUGUUCUUUGUCGUGUGUGUUUGUUUUUAGCGUUUCUCGUUAGUCCUUGCGAGGUGUACGCACGUUUUCUUCUUUUUCUUUACAUUUUUGUGUGCCUUCUUUUUGUGUACAAUACCGUGUGUUUUGUCAGGUUGUGUUUUUGUGUCUGUGGUUAGGAUCCCGGGCCACCGUCGUUCAUCGUGUUUCAACGUUGGGGAUGGACUUGGUCAAGGGGGGCUGCAGCUUGGAGUUUAUUGUCGUAUUCACAGCACCAGUGUGGGGUUGGUUCAGCCCGAUCGACUUCGUGUUGGCCGAAACGCAGAAUAAGUACUUCUCUGAUGGCAGGGGAAUAGCGCUUGCAACAGGAUGUAGUAAAGCGGGACUAGGCGUGAUGAUGGCGCGGCGCUUGGAGGUGGGGACACGGGUCUGUCUGUAAGCGGCGAAGGAGUGCCACCUCUGUUGCGUAGGAAGCAGAGAGUGGCAGUGCGCACCGUACCCUACUGUGCACGGGCGGUGAAGCACGCUGCUGGUCCGGUGUGCAUUACUCGUUGGCAUGGUUCCGUUCGUUGCAAUAGGGAGCUCUCUCUCUCUCCCUCUCUUCGUCACCGGUGAUUUCGCGGUGUUCUAUUUUUUUGUGGAGGAAUGCUGUUGGUAUCCGAAGUCGUUUUCUGACAAGGUCUUGUGUGCAAUCUGUCUUUUACGUGUGCCGCGUGAUUACUCCGAUUCUGUUUAUUCAUGCCCACUUGAAUUUGGAGAGGAGAAAGCGGCAAAGAGAAAGUUGCCUGUUUGUCCUGCAUGGUUGGGCGAAAGGCUAGACAAGAAUGUGGUCAAGAGGCAUCCAACUUUUUGUGUCUUUACAUUGAAAACCGUUCCGUUCUCUUUGCCCACGUUCCUCUGCGUACUAGUCUAACAGUUGACGGGGUCGAUUCCCGUGGUCACAGGCUAACUUUCAUACUAGAAGUAGAUAUUACGUCCAAGAAAUAGGGCGCGUCUACGGGGACCACCUACUCCCAUGCUGCAAGAGAACUUUACGUCGGCACCUGUGCUAGUAAUUUCGCGCACACCGCACGGAAGAUUUUGUCACCAUUGCAGGAACGGAAUUAGGAGUCCGCUGCUGAGCGGUGCGGGAACCACUUUUUGGGUGAAAGGGGGAAGUAGUAGUUCUGAAUGUGCAUGUCAGCUGCCGUGUGUUUAUGUUGCUCGAGGACCAUCAGUAUAAACACAGGUAGCUCUUACAACACAUUACUUUAUCUCGAGCUUCAUCCUCUGGUUCAUCUUAUCAGAUGAACCACGUUGCUAGACUUUGGUCGACAUUUUUUUUUUUUGU
This is a messenger RNA of Ectocarpus sp. CCAP 1310/34, 3098 nucleotides long. Lineage: Eukaryota; Phaeophyceae; Ectocarpales; Ectocarpaceae. The record is from the annotation of a GenBank genome assembly.